This is a messenger RNA of Telopea speciosissima, 1771 nucleotides long. RefSeq names its product EH domain-containing protein 1-like. The coding region runs from base 113 to 1750 and encodes 545 amino acids. The transcript is spliced from 16 exons. Gene Ontology annotation, molecular function: protein binding; GTP binding; calcium ion binding. NCBI's taxonomy places the organism in Eukaryota, Viridiplantae, Streptophyta, Magnoliopsida, Proteales, Proteaceae. Gene Ontology annotation, biological process: endocytosis; endosomal transport. Gene Ontology annotation, cellular component: intracellular membrane-bounded organelle; plasma membrane; cytoplasm. The record is from RefSeq and is a predicted model, not a curated record.
AUCACUCUCUUUCUCUCUCCCUCUUCGAAUUUCGAAUCAAAAUUUCUUGUUUUCAAAAUUUGCAAAUCAAAAACAGAAGUGCUUUAGCUUUUAGAUUAUCAGUUCUUCUUUUAUGGAAAUUCUUUCGAGUCCGAUCAGUUUUUGUUCAAAGGAGAAUCAGAAGAUAUACCUGGAAUGGUUUAACUUCGCGGACUCAGAUAGUGAUGGCCGCAUCACGGGGAAUGAUGUGACCAAGUUCUUGGCUAUGUCCAAUUUAUCUCGACCGGAACUCAAGCAGGUGUGGGCAAUUGCUGAUUCCAAACGUCAAGGAUUCCUUGGUUUUAAUGAAUUUAUUAUUGCAAUGCAGCUAAUUGCAUUAGCACAAGCAGGGAAUGAAAUUAAACAAGAUAUUCUUCGCAAAGAAGUUGACCCAGAGAAUAUAGAACCUCCGGUUAUGGAAGGGUUGGAUGUGUUACUAGCUAAAAGUAGGCAUUCACCCAAAAAAGCAGAGCUUGAAGUAUAUGUAGGCGUUCCACCGCAACCAUCACAGACGGCUCAUUGGUUUAAUUCAAAAUAUUCCAAAAAGGUUCCUUUAAGUGCUGUUACAUCAAUAACUGAUGGCUUGAAGCGGUUGUAUGUUGAAAAGCUGAAGCCAUUGGAGGUUACAUAUAGGUUUUCUGAUUUUGUAUCUCCUUUGUUGACAAAUAGUGAUUUUGAUGCUAAGCCCAUGGUCAUGCUUUUGGGUCAAUAUUCCACUGGAAAAACCACAUUUAUAAAGCAUUUGCUCAAAAGUAGUUAUCCAGGAGCUCACAUUGGGCCUGAGCCUACAACCGACAGAUUUGUUGUUGUUAUGUCAGGUCCUGAUGAAAGAACUAUUCCGGGUAACACUGUUGCUGUUCAAGCAGAUAUGCCAUUUAGUGGUCUCACAACAUUUGGAACCGCAUUCUUAUCAAAAUUGCAAUGUUCCCAAAUGCCACAUCCACUACUAGAUCACAUUACAUUUGUGGAUACCCCGGGAGUUCUGUCUGGAGAAAAGCAAAGAACACAACGCAGUUAUGAUUUUACUGGUGUUACAUCAUGGUUUGCUUCCAAGUGUGACCUGAUUCUUCUUUUAUUCGAUCCCCAUAAGCUCGACAUCAGUGAUGAGUUCAAGCGUGUAAUUGGAUCUCUACGUGGCCAUGAUGACAAGAUACGUGUGGUUUUAAACAAGGCAGAUCAAGUUGAUACUCAACAACUAAUGAGAGUUUAUGGUGCGUUGAUGUGGUCAUUGGGUAAAGUUUUGAAUACUCCUGAGGUCAUGCGUGUUUAUAUAGGCUCAUUCAAUGACAAACCAAUUAAUGAAGCAGUUGCUGGUCCAACCGGUACAGAACUUUUUGAGAAAGAACAGGAUGACCUUCUCUCGGACUUGAAAGAUAUUCCGAAGAAGUCUUGUGAUCGCCGGAUCAAUGAAUUUGUAAAACGUGCGAGAGCUGUUAAAAUUCAUGCCUACAUAAUCAGCCAUCUUAAAAAGGAAAUGCCUGCAAUGAUGGGCAAAGCCAAGGCCCAACAGAAACUAAUCGAUCGUCUCGAAGAUGAAUUUGGAAAGGUCCAAAGAGGGUUUCAUCUACCAGCUGGAGAUUUCCCAAGUGUUGAGCAAUUCAGGGAGGCCUUGAGUGGUUAUAAUAUCGAUAAGUUUGAGAAAUUGAAGCCUAAGAUGAUUCAAGCCGUUGACGAUAUGCUGGCCUAUGACAUUCCAGACCUCCUCAAAAACUUUAGAAACCCCUAUAGCUGAGUAAUUUUUGUUAAAACGGAU